AUGGUGCAAAGAACACAGCUCUUCUCAUUCACUAAGAAAAUGAAGGAAGGUCAUAAAGGGAAGAUCAAAGAAGAGAAGAAAGGCGAAGUUAAAUACAGAGGUGUGAGGAGAAGGCCAUGGGGAAAAUAUGGAGCAGAGAUUCGUGAUUCGAGUAGGCAAGGUGCCCGGGUGUGGCUCGGGACUUUUGCGGCAGCAGAGGAUGCAGCAAGAGCUUAUGAUCGAGCCGCCUAUGCAAUCAGAGGCCCUUUAGCCAUCCUCAAUUUCCCCCACGAAUAUCCUCAUUCUUCCUCCUCCUUGUCCUCGUUCUUGUCAUCAUCAUCAAGGUCAUCAGUGGCAUCAUCAUCAUCAUCAUCCUUCUCCUCUUCCAUGGUUGAGAAUUCCCAGCAAAGCAAAGAAAUUUUCGAGUUUGAAUACUUGGAUGACAAGUUGUUGGAGGAUCUGCUUGAGCAUUAG
Ilex paraguariensis (yerba mate) is the source of this 453-nucleotide messenger RNA. The record is from the annotation of a GenBank genome assembly. NCBI's taxonomy places the organism in Eukaryota, Viridiplantae, Streptophyta, Magnoliopsida, Aquifoliales, Aquifoliaceae.